This is a messenger RNA of Ceutorhynchus assimilis (cabbage seed weevil), 1566 nucleotides long. The record is from the annotation of a GenBank genome assembly. NCBI's taxonomy places the organism in Eukaryota, Metazoa, Arthropoda, Insecta, Coleoptera, Curculionidae.
UAAAUAUCAGCCUACACCGUAGCUCACAGUCAGUUUGGUUUGGAUCGUUACACUGAGCUGAACAAAAUAUUGCUUAAUAUUUUAUUUAAAAAUGGUUCUAUCAAUGGAGAGAUUUCAGGGUAAAGUGGCCGUAGUCACAGGUGCUUCGGCUGGAAUUGGAGCUAGUAUCGUGGAGGACUUGGUCAAGAAUGGAGUUAUUGUUGCUGGACUUGCUCGAAGAAUCAACCGUGUGGAAGACUUGGCCAAAAAGUUGAGCAACAAAAAAGGUAAACUUCACGCUUUUAAAUGUGACAUGACCAAGGAGGAGGAGAUUAAAGAAGCAAUUGGACAAGUUAUUGAAAAAUUAGGACCAAUCCACAUUUUGGUUAAUAAUGCAGGAUUGAUGCAAGAAGCUACAUUAAUUAACGGAGAUACUCAGGCAUGGAAAACAACACUUGAUACGAACAUAUUGGGUCUCUGUAUAGCAACAAGGGAAGUUGUCCAGAAUAUGAAGGCAAACAAUACACUGGGUCACAUAAUUCACAUCAACAGCGUCCUGGGACAUAAAAUUAUGGAUUUUCCUGGACUCAACGUGUAUCCAGCUACCAAAUACGCAGUAACUUGCCUGGCCGGAAGUUUGAUGAGCGAACUUAAACAUGAAAAGUUGAGGAUUAAAGUAACAAGUAUCAGCCCUGGCUAUGUCAAAACUGAGUUCCAAGCAGUAGCAGGUCUACCCAACGAGACACCAAUACCCGCAUUAUAUGGCCCAGAUGUGGCCGAUGCUGUAAUUUAUGCGUUGUCAACGCCGCCCCAUGUAAAUGUCAAUGAAGUCACAGUUGAAGCAAUCUAAAGUAAAAUUUGAAAUAGAGCCAAUCUAAUUCGAAUGAUUAAGCUUAAAUUUGUAUCACAGAUAAAAUAACACAAUCCUUAACUCAAAAUAUAUUAAAUUGGUCACUGAUAACAUUAUCAUUAACGUUUAUACAAAAACAUAAUUGAUUAUUUGCUUGUUUGUUUUCUAUUUAAGGAAAUAGUUAAUGGUCUAGCCCAUAGAGUGAUGUUUUGAUUAUUAUAGACACAUUCAGCCGCUAUAUUGGCUUAAAAUAAUCCCUCUAGGUUGAUAUUCACCCACUGUCAAAAAUUAAGUCAAAAUGUGUCUUUUCCAUGUACUCAAAAUAAAUAAAUACACAAUAUAGAGCAAAUUCACUUACAAUUCUCGGCCUAAACGGCGGUUUAACUUUCCUAUUCUCCAACGCAUUCCAAUCGAUAUCCUUGAAAAACGGAUGGACAAGAAUGGCAGCUUCACAGCCCUGAUUUACCACGCAACCCAAGCGCCUGUUUGGAUUUUUCGUCAUGAAGCCUUUUAAAAUACUCACCUGAAAAGGACAAUUAAUACAUAGAAUGUGUAUGGAAAAUGUUGUUACUUACAGCUUCCUUGCUCAGCCACACGGGAUACAAAACGUCAUCGUGUAAUAUCGAUUCGAAGAGGUCGUCUUCGUUAUCAGCUUCGAACGGAGGCUGUCCUGCCAUCAUUUCGUACAUGAGGACACCCAGGGCCCACCAAUCUACGCUUGCGCCGUAUUCGAGUUC